Molecule: messenger RNA, 5298 nt
Organism: Amborella trichopoda
Lineage: Eukaryota; Viridiplantae; Streptophyta; Magnoliopsida; Amborellales; Amborellaceae
Source: RefSeq, a predicted model, not a curated record
AUAGGCUUCUGAGACCUCUAUUGCUGCACAUUAUUUUUCUUACCGUGUAUUGAACAAUGCGGGUAGAAAACCAGGGUUAGGAUUUCGUCGCUGCAAUUGUGCGGGUGUAAAACUAGGGUUUGGGUUACAAAUUGGCAAAAAGGAUAUACCUUUUUCUAUUCUUCUUCCUUGUAUAUAUUUUCAUCGUAGUUUGAUUGAUUUCAAUUGUUUCUAGGGAGCAAUGUCUCUUGUUGAAUGACUGGUGGUGCUUUCUUCUUUCUUAUUGUAUAGGGCAUAGUUCUGAAUUUGAUAUUUUCAAUGUGAUUUUUUUUUGGUGUUUGGAAGUUUUUUAUGGAAAAUGUGCGGAAAUUUAAGCAAAGGUAAUCAUUUCAUUCUAUAUUGGCGAUAAUUAGUCAAAUCUUGUGAUAUGAGUGGGUCUACCAUUGGGUUACUCAAAUAGCUUCUUGUUGUGAAAUGAGACUAACUCUGAUAAGUUACGAAGAAAUGCUAUUGUUCUGUGUGAUACUAUGUUAUUUAUAUUUUCAACUUUGAUGUUGGAAUGAGCUCUGAAGAAGGUUAGAAGAUGCUUGUUUUAUACUGCAUUUUUGUUAUAUAGAAUGUUUUUUUUUUUCCUCUUUUUAGAAUGAGGUCCGUUACAUUAUUGACGCACAGAUCUUUUGGAUUGGUUUCUUAUUUGCAUUUUUAGGGGUGUGGUAUGGCAUGCCCUAAUUACUUUUUUUCAUUGCACAUUCAUAUGGUUCAUAUCUUUAGGCAUUAAAAGGGGAAGGCCAGUGGGCUAUUUAGGCCUUUUAUAUUGGAGAUGGAACUGAACACCUAUUGGGUUCUUAUAUUUAGUAUAUAAAAGGGAUUUAGCUAUUCAGCUACUGUUUGGGACUUUGGGUAUUGUUUUUGAGAAACAGUGAUAUUGUCUUGGCAAUAUAUCUAAAGCUGCAGCCUGCAGAAAGGGGAAUUACAGUGAAGGUUCAGGGUUUGCAUUGAGGUCAUGAAAUAUACGAGUAGUCCUUUACUCUUAGAAAGGGGUGCUUGAUAAAAGAAGGAAAACGGGGAUGUGGUAGAAUGUGGUAUUGAGUAUCUAUAAUUUUUAUGUUUGCGAUUCAUAUAAUACACCAUUGUAUUUUUGUAUUUAGAAUUUUUAUAAUUCAUUAUUAUUUGUAUGUACAGUAAACGCAAGAACAUCAUUAUGUCUGCAUUAUUUGUAAAUGCAUGUAGCAUGCAUCUUAGACAUACUGUGUGGUAUCAUACAUGUGAUAUCAUUGUUCCAUAGGUUAAAUCAUUUUAUUGUCUGAUUUAAGAUUUAAAUGCUUUUAUAUUCAGAUGUACUGCUGAAAAUUAUUUGGUUAGGUGGUUCUUUUUCAGUUUGAACUUUACAUGCACGAGGCAUGUGCUAUGCACAUUUCUGUUAUUGUCAGAAUAUCAGGAUCGUAAAAACGAUUUAAAAGUCAAAAAUGAAAAAUCCCUAAAACUGGGGAUUAGGAAUCAUGUUUUCAAUAAAGUUUAUAAUCCUAAAAGCAGGGGAGAAUGUCUUUAUGUACGUACAUCCAAAAUAUUUACUCGUAAGUUUGGAUAAAGAUAAAAUAUUUACUAAGUGGACAGUCUCUUUUUCCAAUUAGAAAUCUUAUCGUAUAUUUCAAAUUAAAUUACUAUUGAAGAAAAUAUUACUCAUGGAUGACUAUAUAUUUCAAAUUAAAUUACUAUAGAAGAAAAUAUUUAGUCAUGGAUGACUAUAAGUAUUUGGUAAAGGCCAAGUUUCCUUCUCCAAUUAGAUUUCCUUUUCAAGAAAAACUAGAUCUCCUAUUAUAUAAUUCCAAUCAAAUUACCAAUAAAGGUUUAUUAUAGGAAUAGAUAGAGAUUGAACUCAAAAUAGGAAAUUGGUUACCCUACACUCCAAUUUAUAGUGUCCCUCUCAAUAGGUACCCUACCUUAAAGUCUAUUUCCAUAAGGUCCGGCUCAAUUUAAAUGCCACAUGUCCGUACCCUUAACUGUGGCUUGGUAUAUGUAGAAGAGAUAUUGUUUGUAGAUUGUAUGUGAUAGUUGAUACCAUAGAUACCAAGCUCGUGGUCUGACCAGUCGGAUCACUAACUAGUGCCUUGAAAAGGUUUGGUUGAAGUUAAAAACUAGGUUCGGUAAAAAACAAUCAAAAUUAAUGUUUGACCGGUUUUGGCCUGUUGGAUUAGUUGGUUUUGGCCUGUUGGAUUAGCUGGUUUUGGCCUGUUGGACUAGUUGGUUUUGACUAGUUUGGCUUGCUAAAUGAAGUUUGGCAAAUUUUUUGAUUUGCUUUAUUUUGUUAAACUAUUACAUCUAUAUUUCUUUCCUUUCUUGAAAAUCCUGUCCAACCUGUUUGACCAGUGGUUGGACUAGUUUUGAUUGGACCAAACCCCUUUAGUUCGCACUCGAUCUCCAUAAUGUCCCACUCAAUCUGAAUGGCACGUCCAUACCCUUAACUGUAUCUUAAUACAUGUAGAAAAGAUAUUUGUUUGUAGAUGGUAUGUGAUAGUUGAUACCAUAGUCAUCAAGCCAGUUGGACCGCUGCUAGGUGCCUUUGUUGGUUUGGUCUAAAAGUCUAGUUUGGUAAACAACUAGUCAAAACUAAUGUUUGACCCGUUUUGGCCGUUUGGACUAGCUAGUCUUAAAUGUCUCAAAUGGUUUGACCAGCUAAAUGAAGUUCGGAAAAGAUCUUAGUACAUUUUAUUUUAUUUUUAAACUAGUAUAUAUAUAUAUAUAUAUAUAUAUAUAUAUUUCUUUCCCUUUUUUUUAAAUCUGGUCCAACCUAUUUGACUAGUGGUUGGACUAGUUUUGAUUGAACCAAACCCUUUACCAUUUCGGUAGCUGUCUGAUCGUCAUAACAAUAGUUGGUACAAUGCUGUUUUAUUCUAUUGUGGGAAAUCACUCAUGGUUGAUAUGUUACCGGUUAUUUAUUGACAUGCUGCUUUUAUCUUGCUCAUGCAGCUUUACAUGUUCCUGCUUUUAUCUUCUGAAGUUCAGCUAGUUUUGGAUUAAACCAUAUUCUAGCGGAAUCUUUAGAAUGUAUAGAGGAUCAUUGUAUGCAUUUUUAUCUCUAUCUGGUUGACUCUAUGAGCUAAAAUACUAGUCAAUAGAUAUAUCCAAUUCUCCAUGUGGUCCAUGAAAGGUAGCCCUAUUUCUAACUUUUAUAAAUAUUUGAACUUCUCUGAUUUGCAAAUCUUCAUUAUUAAUUCAUUCCUUGUUGUUUGCUCUAGUGAGUUCGGCACUUAUUUGUCAAAGCUAUAAUAUGGAGUGGUUGGAUUUUCUGAUGGACAAUUCCUCAUGCGUUUGUUAUCCAGAGUGAUUAAUGUAAUUCAGUGCUUAGUUCUUUCCCAUGGCACGGGGGAUAAUUUCUCUCAUGAUGGCAGAAUCUUCACAGAACAUGUGGGAUGUUUGGGCAUUUAAAUUGGGUGGAGAGAUAAAAUUGUUACAGGGCUGGCCAAUUAUGACUUCUGGAAUAUCUGUACUCAUUGCUCUUGUUCUCUCCCUGUUUCUGAUUAUCGAACACUUGACUGUAUAUAAUCAACCUGAGGAGCAAAAGUUCUUGAUCGGGAUCAUACUGAUGGUUCCAUUUUAUGCGACAGAAUCGUUCUUCUCUCUGUUGGAUCCGAAGGCUGCAUUCAACUGUCAAAUUAUGCGGGAAUGCUAUGAGGCUUUUGCUUUGUAUUGCUUUAAGAGAUAUCUGAUUGCAUGUUUAGGUGGUGAGGACUGUACGGUCAAGCUUAUGGAGAGUUAUUCCAGAAUGACAUGCAGAGCACCUUUGCUAGAAGAAUCAUUCAGUGAAGGAGUUGUAAAGCAUCCAUUUCCAUUGAACUGGUUGCUGAAGCAAUGGCAUCUUGGUCCCGAUUUCUAUGAAUCUGUUAAAAUCGGCAUUGUUCAAUAUAUGAUAUUGAAGAUGAACUGUGCAUUUUUAGCACUUAUUUUUGAACACUUUGGGAUCUAUGGAGAGGGAAAAUUUGAGUGGAACUACGGUUAUCCUUACCUUGCAGUUGUCCUAAAUUUUAGUCAGACCUGGGCGUUGUAUUGCCUCAUACAAUUCUACUCUGUCACAAAGGAUAAAUUGGAGCCCAUUAAACCAUUGGCGAAGUUUCUGGUGUUCAAGUCCAUUGUAUUUUUAACAUGGUGGCAAGGCAUUGUAAUAGCAUUUCUAUUCUCUAUUGGUGCCUUUAGAGGUUCAUUGGCUCAAAAACUGAAAACACGCAUCCAGGACUACAUCAUCUGUAUUGAGAUGGCUGUUGCAGCUAUUGUGCACCUUCGUGUUUUUACUGCAAAACCCUAUGCACGAGGUGAAAGGUGCUUUCGAAAUGUUUCUGUUAUGGCAGACUAUGCCUCCUUAGAAGCCCCUUUGGACCCAGAAGAGGUCAGAGACAGCGAGAGGUCCACAAGGUCACGAUUUGCUCAACCUGAUGACCAAGAAAAGCGAAUGAGUUUUCGGCAAAGUGUUUGCGAUGUGGUCUUAGGAAGUGGGGAAAUUAUGGUUAAUGAUGUGAAGUUUACAGUUUCACAUGCAGUAGAACCGGUGGAGCGGGGGCUUGUCAAAAUUAAUGAAACGUUUCACCAGAUAUCUGAAAACAUCAAGCAGCAGGGGAAGCGGAAGAGAACCUCCAUGGAUGAUAGUUAUAUCAUUCCCAUGCAUCCUUGGAGGAAUGAGUUUUCAGGAAUCACUGAUCAAUAUCUGGAAGGGAGCAUUAGUGAUAGUGGUUUGGAUGUUGGAAAGAGGUACCACCAUGUAGGAUCUGGGGCAUGUCAAUCAAAUAGACAUGAUAGUUAUAUGACUUACAAGGUACAGGGCAACAGAUGGACCUCUAAAGACUAGUGUUUUAUAUACUGUACAAAAUCAUGUUGUGCAGCAUGAAGGUCACCGUCAAUAUUGUUGGCUAACAACUCUUACUUGGUCCUAAUUUUGCUGACACUGAUUCCACUUACCGGUACAUAUAUUUGGCUGACAUUGAUAGCGGUACAUAUAUUUUUGGACUCCCGGAGAGAAGGAAAGCCUGGGUUUAUCUAACCACUAAGAUACAAGCUGAUCAACAUGGAUUCUAGUGCCUCAUUCGAGUUAAUCCAGUGUUCGCUUGUCAUUCUAGUGAAACAGGUAUUUUGGUCCUUACUGGCUGCAGAUUUGGAGUAAAAUCUGUAUAUAGAAACUACUUUGUUAAUGCAAGAAGAAGGGAUGAUGCACAUUUUAUCUCAUCAUUCCCAAACUAUAGAAGUUAAAAGUACACUGUUGUCUCAUUACAAAUUUAGAACACUGUGGUUCCAAUUUUCAAUAAUAGAUCUCUUUUUCAAAUCUUUCAUUUU